AUAAUUAAUUCAUGAAGUCAAUUUUUCUAUUUAGAAUAGGACGCCAACUGUUUUUUCAUGCUUACACGAUUUUUGGCUUUCGCAUCAUACUUUCCUCCUACUUCCUAGAAAAUAAUGAUAGGUUAUUCUUCUUCUCCUUGAUUUAAGAAAUAAUAUGUUGUACUCAUAUCAUAUUGAUCAAUAAAACAAUAUCUUUCAUUUAUACUUUUUGCUUUAUUGUUUUACUUUAUGUUUCCAUAAUAUCACAAAUAAUCCUACAUUAUCUUACCCCAACAAGUAGCAUGAACUAUAAAAGCUUAUAAAAUCACAGUUAAGUUUUAUUAAUCAUUUGUGAAAGUAUGCAAAUAUUUAUAAAGCUCUAUAAACCAGUUAUAAGACUGAUAAAGCAAUGUAUAAAAUUUUAUAAAUUAGUUUUAUAUGCUUAUAAAUCGAUUAUAAGAGUUUUAAGCAAUGCAUAUGUGAUGAUGAAUGUUUUAAAAUAUUUGAUCAUUUUUAGUGAUAAACCCCAUCAACUAUUUUUCAAUCGGAAGAAAACUUCUCAAAUAAGUUUUUAACAUUAUAAAUAAUCAGAAAGUAGCAAUGAAAAUACCAUAAACCUCAAAAGAUAAUAGAAUAGAAAUCUAAAAAUAUCGCAAGAAGAUUAAUGAAAAAAUAGUAGUCAACGGAAAGUGACCCAAUUGAUUCGGUGUUCAAAAAUAACAAAACUAAAACAAAAAAAUUAAUAAACAAAAAGGAAAAAAAGUCUUUUUUUGCUUAUCAUUAUUUUUGGGUGCCUUUGUCAAAUAUUUGCUUUUCCAUUUUCACCUUAUGCAUUGCUUUCCUUCGUCGUCCCCUCCAAGGACGACGACGGAUCUGUCUUUGCAUCCACCGAAAUAAUAAAUUUCAUCUUUUCCAUUUCCUUUGGUUUUACAGAUAUAGUUUUACCAAGGAAAAAAUGUCUUUUCUUGCGCCUUGUCAAAUUUUGGAGAUGAAUAUUAUAUCGGCCCAAGAAUUGGCGCCGGUGGCACGGUGUAUGAAAACAUAUGCGGUAGCUUGGAUUGACCCCGAGCGUAAACUAACGACUCGGGUAGACAAUACGGGUGGAACAAGCCCCACAUGGAAUGACAAGUUUGUGUUUCGCCUAGAUGAGGAAGCACUCUACGAUGGGACAUCAAUAGUUGUUAUAGAAAUCUAUGCAUUGCAUUGGUUCAAAGAUAUUCAUGUUGGAACGGUACAAACGUUGAUCAGCGAUCUCGUGAACCCUUCUUCCGGUAUGAGAUUCGUUACCCUUGAGGUUCUUCGUGCGUCAGGCCGCCCUCACGGCCUCCUAAACAUUGCCGUUGGGCUCAUCGAUAACUCGGGCCAAAGCAUGCCUCUUUUGUUCGAAGAAGAUUUGAUGUUCCACAAGACAAACAUAACUUCAAAACCUGUAGGGCUUCGACGGUCCAAAAGUGAUACAAGCUCAAUGGUGGAAUCACCAAGGAAGAAGGUGACACAACAACAAACCACCCGUGUGAGUUCUACUACGAACUCAGGUUUUGAGAAAGAUGAGUUUUCAUCUGACUCUCAGAUGGUUGUGUAUGAGCCACAAAGAAAAACGCCAAAUACAAUGUCGAGGCAAACAAAACAUAUCGUGCAUGGGACACCGAUGAGGCCAAGGAACACGAAUGCAUUUACUCCCAAAAGGAACAGUAUUGAAUAUGGGACACCAAUGAGGUCGAGGUCGAGGCCGGUUGUAAUUACAGAGUCUGAUUUGGGACCUUCAGCCUCAGUGGUUGCCGCUCAAAUAGCAAAAGAGAAGGCUUUGACAGGGAGAGAUGCAGAGAGUACUGUGAUAAGCGUUGGCGAACGAAGCGUUGAGGGUCUCCGUUCUAAGCUAGAGAGGUGGCAAGCGAAUUUACCGGUCGUUUUAGACGUUGGUUCAAGUUAUCAACCAAGUUCUGACUACAAAACAAGCUCCAACUUCAAACCUAAAUCAAGUUACAAGCCCAAUGAAACUGUCCCACGAAAUCAACAGAUGAUUGUAGCUCCUCUUCCAAAGCAGGGUGGGAGGAAGAAGAAAGGAGGUGAUAAUGGAUUGUUUUCAUGUUUUGGUAACAUUUGUGGCAUCGAGUGUUCUAUUGUUUGUGGUGGGUCUAGUGGACAAAAAGCAUCCAAGAAGAAGAAGAAAAAGAAGUGAAAAUUUUCAAAACCUUAUUUCUUUCUGUUAUCGAUGACUAUAUAUUCCCAUUAUGUUUCUAUAUCUGAUCAAGCUUGUCGGUUUUGCUACUCAAUAAUCUAAAUCAUAAUAGUAAGACAGGGACAACGGUAUAUUAUCUCAUUAUUAUUUUUAUAGUAAAGAAGAAACUUUGUUUAAGCCAUUCUCAUUU
Molecule: messenger RNA, 2348 nt
Organism: Brassica rapa (field mustard)
Lineage: Eukaryota; Viridiplantae; Streptophyta; Magnoliopsida; Brassicales; Brassicaceae
Biological process (GO): defense response
Source: RefSeq, a predicted model, not a curated record